Messenger RNA from Prunus armeniaca (apricot), 1083 nucleotides. Lineage: Eukaryota; Viridiplantae; Streptophyta; Magnoliopsida; Rosales; Rosaceae. The record is from the annotation of a GenBank genome assembly.
AUGGAUAUGGAAGCACAGAGGUACGUAUGGGACGGAGCAAUUCCUUUGCAGAUUCAUCUCCAUGAAUCCGACGUUGCCACUCUCCCUGCUCCCCCACCAGCCCUGAUCUUAGCACCUCGAAUUGGGUACCUACCAUUGUUGGCAUCGCAUCUAAAACCUCACUUCAGUAGUGCACUUCCUCCUCGGCUAGAUACUAUUUGGUUUGAGUACAAAGGCUUGCCCUUGAAAUGGUAUAUACCAACAGGAGUUCUAUUUGAUCUUCUAUGUGCAGAACCAGAAAGACCUUGGAAUCUGACGGUGCAUUUUACAGGAUAUCCGGGGAACAUAUUGAUUCCUUGUGAAGGUGAAGAUAGCGUAAAGUGGAGCUUUAUUAAUUCAUUGAAAGAGGCUGCAUAUAUAAUUAAUGGGAAUUGCAAGAAUGUGAUGAACAUGUCUCAACCUGAUCAGGUGGAGCUCUGGCGCUCUGUCUUAAAUGGUAAUUUGGAACCCUACCGACGGGUGUCUACUAAACUUAAGCUUGGGACAGUUGGCGAUGAAUAUGGAGCAAAGUUGAAUUUAAGUGGUGACACUGAUUUUUCUGGACAAGUGAAGGCAGGCCGAGUUCCAGUUCGCUUAUACGUUUGGAGUGUCAGUGAGGACUUUGAAGAUUUAGAAGAUGCACCUCAGAUUGAUAGUUGGGAUAAAGUCUCUUACAUAAACCGGCCUGUUGAGAUACAAGGAGGAGAAGGAGGUAGAUGCUUCACUUUACAUGAUGCAGUGAAGAGCCUUCUGCCAGAGUAUUUUCUUGACAAAUCCUUGACCAAUGAAGAAUCAUUGACUGUAGGUGAUGAGCAUGAACAAAGAGUUUCCUCUGAAGAUGCAAGCAGCGAUAGAAAGGCCGAAGAGGAAGUAGAAAACUCAAGCGAACGUAUCACGUCUUGCUAUCAACAUGAUGAUGCUGAAAUCAAGCUAGUUCGUAUCCAAGGUAUUCAUCCGAAAUUGGAGAUACCAUUUUCUUGGGUGGCAAACAACUUAAUGAACCCUGAGCACUUUCUUCAUAUCUGUGUGUAUUUGAAAGUUCCACAAGCCAAUACCAUGUCAUAG